Molecule: messenger RNA, 2304 nt
Organism: Saccharomyces eubayanus
Lineage: Eukaryota; Fungi; Ascomycota; Saccharomycetes; Saccharomycetales; Saccharomycetaceae
Gene: CRS1
Product: cysteine--tRNA ligase
Exons: 1
Coding region: 1-2304 (767 amino acids)
Biological process (GO): cysteinyl-tRNA aminoacylation
Cellular component (GO): cytoplasm
Molecular function (GO): cysteine-tRNA ligase activity; ATP binding
Source: RefSeq, a predicted model, not a curated record
AUGAAUAUCUUCACCAGACCUCUGAGAAGAUACGCAGCGAUGUCUACACCAAAGGUUGUCCAACCCAAAUGGAACGUUCCUGCGCCACAAGCUGAGAAAGCUGUGUUGAAAUUGUACAACAGUUUAACAAGAUCCAAAGUAGAAUUUAUUCCUCAAUCAGGUAACAGAGGGGUCACUUGGUACUCCUGUGGACCUACUGUUUAUGACGCCUCGCAUAUGGGACAUGCCAGAAAUUACGUUUCCAUUGAUAUCAACAGAAGGAUCAUUCAAGAUUACUUCGGUUACAAUGUGCAAUUUGUGCAAAAUGUUACUGAUAUUGAUGACAAGAUCAUUUUGAGGGCAAGACAAAACUAUCUAUUCGACAACUUCGUCAGAGAAAACAACACCGAGUUGAACGCUGAGGUUGUUGAUAAGGUCAAAACAGCACUUUUCCAAUACAUUGGUAAAAACUUCACCAUUGAAGGUAGUGAAAUCAAAACCAUUGAAGAAUUUCAAGUGUGGCUAUCGAAGGCUGAUACUGAAACUUUGAAAUCAGAAAAUCCUAAGUUCCCUAUGCACGUUACUGCAGUCCAAAAUGCCAUUGAAGCAAUCACUAAGGGUGAUUCCAUGGGCCCAAAACUUGCCUUUGAAAAAGUCAAAGAUGUCACAGUUCCUUUACUAGACGAAGAAUUGGGCUCUACACUCAGCGAUCCAGAGAUUUUCCGUCAACUUCCAGCCUACUGGGAGCAAAAAUUCAACGAUGACAUGUUAUCAUUGAACGUGCUUCCUCCCACUGUUACUACUCGUGUUUCUGAAUAUGUCCCAGAGAUUAUUGAAUUUGUACAAAAAAUCAUUGAUAAUGGAUACGCAUAUGCCACUUCCGACGGUUCCGUCUAUUUUGAUACUUUGAAGUUUGACAGAUCACCAAACCAUGACUAUGCCAAGUGCCAACCAUGGAAUAAAGGCCAACUAGACUUGAUUAAUGAUGCUGAAGGCUCUUUGAGUAACUUCGCCGAUAACGGCAAAAAAUCAAACAACGAUUUUGCCCUAUGGAAAGCUUCUAAGGCUGGUGAACCAGAAUGGGAAUCACCUUGGGGUAAAGGUAGACCAGGGUGGCACAUUGAAUGUUCUGUCAUGGCCAGUGAUAUUUUGGGCCCUAACAUUGAUAUUCAUUCUGGUGGUGUCGAUUUAGCCUUCCCUCACCAUGAUAACGAGUUGGCUCAAUCUGAAGCAUGUUUUGACAAUAAGCAAUGGAUUAACUACUUCUUGCAUACGGGCCAUUUACAUAUUGAAGGCCAAAAGAUGUCUAAGUCCUUAAAAAAUUUCAUCACCAUCCAGGAAGCUUUGGAAAAAUUCUCUCCACGCCAAUUGAGACUAGCCUUUGCCUCGGUGCAAUGGAACAAUCAAUUAGAUUUCAAAGAAUCUUUGAUUCAUGAAGUGAAGUCAUUUGAAAACUCAAUGAAUAAUUUUUUUAAGACCGUUAGAGCGUUGAGAAACGAUGCAACCUCUUCAGGUCACAUUCCUAAAAAAUUCGGUUCUUUGGAGAAGGAAUUAUUGGCCGACUUUACCGAAAAUGAGUCCAAAGUCCAUUUGGCAUUCUGCGAUAAUUUGUCCACACCCGUAGUUUUAAAGACUCUGAGUGAGUUGGUGACCAAGUCAAACACAUAUAUUUCCACCGCUGGAUCUGCGUUAAAAAUUGAGCCUUUGAUUGCUAUUUGUAAUUACGUCACGAGGAUCUUGAGAAUAAUUGGGUUCCCAUCCCGUUCUGAUAAUUUAGGUUGGAUUGCACAAUCAGACUCUAAUGAGCAAUCAUCUGGUUCAUUGGAGGACACUGUGAUGCCAUAUGUCAAGUGUCUGUCCACCUUUAGAGAUGAAGUACGUUCUUUAGCUAUCAAGAAAGCUGAACCAAAGGAAUUUCUUCAACUAACAGACAAGAUUAGAAAUGAAGACCUAUUGAAUCUAAACAUUGCAUUAGACGAUAGAAAUGGACAAUCUGCAUUGAUCAAGUUCUUAACUAACGAUGAAAAAUUAGAAAUCGUUAAACUAAAUGAAGAGAAACUGGCCAAUGAAGAGGCCAAAAGACAAAAAAAAUUGGAACAGCAGAAGUUGAGAGAGCAGAAGGAAAACGAAAGGAAGCUUAAGGCCCAAACCAAGCCACAAGACAUGUUUAAAGAUGUUGGUUUGUACAGUGCCUGGGAUGAACAAGGCCUUCCAACAAAGGAUAAAGAUGGUAACGACGUUACCAAAAGUAUGACAAAGAAGUUGAAGAAGCAAUGGGAACAACAGAGGAAGCUACAUGAAGAGUAUUUUGGUAAAGAAAACUAA